This is a messenger RNA of Babesia ovata, 762 nucleotides long. RefSeq lists its product as uncharacterized. NCBI's taxonomy places the organism in Eukaryota, Apicomplexa, Aconoidasida, Piroplasmida, Babesiidae. The transcript has a single exon. The record is from RefSeq and is a predicted model, not a curated record. Bases 1 to 762 code for a protein of 253 amino acids.
AUGGUGUACAAUUCGUUGACUGAGGCUCCUCGCAACGUCAAGGAGUGCAUCGAUUGGUUGAUAGCUCUGAAGGGGAAGGAUGGUGAAAAAAACUUGAAGGCUUUGGGUGACGCAAUUCACAAAUUCCUUGCAGACAAGCCUGUUGGAUUUACAGAAUUGCCAGCUCUCGAGAAGGUAAAACUUAUUUCUAAGGAGUUCCUGGAGCAAGAGGGGCUUAAGGGUCAGUGGUCCGUGAGCAAGCUGUUGGGGAGGUUUAAUAAGCCUAUGGAUAAAUCCAAGUGCACAGGGUUUUUUAAAAGCCAGUCGGUUAUGUACGACAGCGAUUUGAAGAACAUUAUACAGACUGAGGAUGUUGACGCUGAAGAGAUCGCAGGUGACUUAGCUCAUGUGGUGAAUGGUUGUGAGUUUUUCCUGCAAAAUGUAAAAGUCCCUGACCAGUAUAAGUCUGCUUACAGUUCGAAAGCUACGUGGGAGUCGUCAUGCGCUCAGGACCCGGAAGCGUGCGCAGUGGUCUUCGUUGGGAUUGCGCCAAUGUUAUACGUAGGCCUACAUUCUUUGCGUAGGACGAGUAAAAUUCCAUUCUUUUGGGAGAGUUCUCAGGACAAGGAGCGUGUGGGAGAAAUAUUGAAAGUCGUGGGCUUCAAAGCGCCCGAAUGCCGCGACAGCCUGGCUCCUUCGGAUGUCCGCGAAGCGUUGAGAGGUGUGGGUCCCCAUAUAUUAGAUUUUAUCUACGACCUCUCUGGUUUCUGGGCGUUCUACUGA